This is a messenger RNA of Dimorphilus gyrociliatus, 518 nucleotides long. Lineage: Eukaryota; Metazoa; Annelida; Polychaeta; Dinophilidae. The record is from the annotation of a GenBank genome assembly.
GUAAACAGCCUAAUAUCCAGGCUGUGCGAAGAACUUGUUUGAACAAGAAAGUAUAACUUGUUUGUCUUAAAUUUGACAAAGUAUUAGUAAAUCUGUUUCGGUCAAGACCUUAUAGAAUAAACAUCAUGACUUCGAUGGAGGAUCCUUCGCUGGAAAGGCACUUCAAGGGCCACAGAGAAACGGUAACAUCAGUUGACUUCAAUCCUAACAUGAAGCAAUUAGUUUCUGGUGGUAUGGAUUCUUGUGUAAUGGUUUGGAACUUCAAACCGCAAAUGAGGGCUUAUAGAUUUGUGGGACACAAGGAUGCAGUCAUGUCUGUUGCUUUUUCACCAUCUGGACAUCUCAUAGCAUCAGCAUCUCGGGAUAAAACUGUUCGACUGUGGCUACCCAGUGUGAAAGGAGAAUCUACAGUCUGCAAAGCACAUACAGGAACAGUUCGAAGUGUAGAUUUUUCGAACGAUGGUCAAACUUUGUGCACAGCUUCGGAUGAUAAGACCAUAAAGGUUAGAAUAGAAUAA